GGCUUUCAACUUUGGUUAAAUACUCUACUGUCCGUGUUCAAGCUGAAGUGAUUCGUCGCUGGCUACUCGUCAGGACAUCGGCCAUGCCGACUUCCGAUGGGCAUUGGAUGAGGUCUCAUUGUCUUACACCUAGCCAUCAAUGCAGUCUAUGAUUCCUUAUCUCCAAGAGUAGGAAUCUGGGGCCAAUCACUAUCGUGGGCCAUCCACCACGAUGUUGGUGCACUGCGGCAUGUGCAGCAGCAGCAGCGUUGCAGGCUUUGUGAAAUGCACCAGGCUGUGCGGUGCCCUAGAACUAUGCUUUAAAAAUAAGAACUGCCGGAAUUCUCCACAGAGGAGAAAAUCCUCAGCAUACUGCAAGGCGAGUGCGCGUACUCUGGAUGAAGCUGCCACAACAGGCGCCUUGGGCCCAGAGAGCCAGCAGCGCUCGCGCUCACACAAAACAGAAGUCGUGAUCAUUGGCAGCGGCCUUGGCGGCCUCUGCUGCGCAGCCAUGCUGGCAAAAUAUGGCGUGAAGGUGACGGUGUGUGAGAGCCACAGUAUUCCGGGAGGCGCGGCGCAUGCAUGGGUGCAGGACGGGUACCAUUUUGAGUCUGGUCCAAGCCUCUACUCCGGCAUGGCGGCAAGGGGGCGCGCAGCGAAUCCUAUCGCGCACGUGCUGCAGGCCAUAGAUGAGCCGCUGGAUUUGCUAACCUACAACAAAUGGAACGUUCUCCUGCCUGAGGGAGACUUCAUGACGAAGGUUGGCGGCUCCGAGUUUGAGGACGUGCUGCAGCAAGUCAGUCCGAGCGCCAUCCCAGAGUGGCGGGAGUUGCAGAGGGUGAUGAAGCCGCUGGCGGCCGCCGCGACGGCGCUACCGCCAGCGGCGCUGCGCGCGGACCCGGCCGUGGCCGUCACAAUUGCGCGCUACCUGCCACAAUUAUUGCAGGGAGGCGGGGAUAUCAGGCGGCUGGUGGGGCCCUUCAGUGACAUUGUAGAUGGAGUUGUGAAGGACAAGUUUGUGCGCAACUGGCUGGACCUGCUAUCCUUCCUCCUCUCAGGCAAGCGCCUCCGACCCAAUUCAAAAAAGUCAACUUCUGUGGCAUUCAUGUUCAACGAGUGGUACCAGCCGAACGCAUGCCUUGAAUUUCCCCGCGGCGGCAGCCAAGCUAUCGUACAGGCGCUCAUCAGGGGCAUAAAGAAGCGGGGAGGCCGGGUAAUGUUGAGCGCGCAUGUGGAUCAGAUCAUUCUAGAGGGUGGGCGUGCCAAGGGGGUUAGCCUCCGGGGCGGCAGCCGCGUGCUGGCUUCCAAGGCUGUUGUUUCAAAUGCCUCUCUCUGGGAUACCCAGAGUCUUCUGCCCGCCUCUGCUGUCACUCCGCAGAUGCUCCAAAAUGCAGCGGAGAUCCCUUUGAACCGCAGCUUCAUGCACCUUCACCUAGGGUUUGAUGCAAGGGGAUUGGAGGGUUUGGAGAUGCACCACAUCGUGGUCAACAGCUGGGAGGGCGGCAAUGUUGUGCUUAUUUCGAUUCCCUCGGUGAUGGAUGCUGACCUGGCGCCAGCUGGCAAGCACACGCUUCACGCCUACCUGCCUGCCACAGAACCGUUUGCCCUCUGGAGUGGGCUGGAGAGAGGCAGCCCCGAGUAUGAGGCGCAGAAGCAGGAGCGGUCGCAGGUGCUGUGGAAGGCUGUGGAGAGGAUCAUUCCCGACAUCAGACAGCGCACAGAGAUCGAGAUGGUUGGAACGCCCCUGACCCACAGGCACUUCCUCAGGAGGCACAAUGGAACGUAUGGCCCCGCCAUCAAGGCAGGCCAGGGAACUUUCCCAGGGCCAACCACUCCCAUACCAGGCCUGCUGUGCUGUGGCGACUCCACGUUCCCAGGCAUCGGCGUGCCAGCUGUGGCUGCCAGCGGUGCAAUUGUGGCAAACACCCUUGUGCCUGUUUGGGAUCAUUGGAAGCUUCUGGACAGGAUUGGCACCUAG
Coccomyxa subellipsoidea C-169 is the source of this 1957-nucleotide messenger RNA. RefSeq names its product FAD/NAD(P)-binding domain-containing protein. Bases 212 to 1957 code for a protein of 581 amino acids. Gene Ontology annotation, molecular function: oxidoreductase activity. The transcript has 13 exons. The record is from RefSeq and is a predicted model, not a curated record. Gene Ontology annotation, biological process: carotenoid metabolic process. Lineage: Eukaryota; Viridiplantae; Chlorophyta; Trebouxiophyceae; Coccomyxaceae.